AUGGGUCGCAUAAAAGAGUUAAAGUUGAUUUUGCAGCUUAAGAAUCCAUUGAUUCUUGGUAGGAGUUGCAAAGUAGAAACAUUGGAAAGAGAUUUGUUUCAUUGUGGAAGUGAAAUCAGUGCUCUCAAAGAACAUCUUUAUUUUGUAGCACUCCACGAAACAUCACCCUUUGAUGAAAACCAGAUUGCUAUGUUGAAAGUUCUCAAGAGUAAACAUAGGAAAUUCCAGUGCAUACAUUGUAAUUAUGUUGCCCAUACAUCUAGUAAUCUUCGUAAUCAUAUCCGUGUUCAUACGGGCGAGCGACCUUUUCAGUGUCCUGUUUGCAAUAAAGAUUUCACUCAGAAAGGGAACAUGCUGCGUCAUGUUACAAAGCAUUUUAUUGAGAGCGUCAGUGAGCUUCGUAAUCGAACAUGUGACUGGGAUUUGUUAGCCAUAUACUCUGGCAUAAAGCAAGAACUGAUAGGUGACAAAGAUAUGAAUAGUACAAAUCAUCCUUUUAAGUGUAAUUUAUGUCCAUAUACAACAUUUCUUCCCACAGUUCUGAGGCAGCAUAUGCUUACUCACUCCAUCGAAAGACCAUACAAAUGUCCAAUCUGUGCUAAAGGUUUCACGCAGAAGGGAAGCGUUCAACUCCAUAUGUUGCAUCAUACAGGGGAAAGACCUCAUAAAUGUCCAGUAUGCCAGCGUUGCUACUCUCAGAAGGGGAGUAUGAGACGUCAUAUCUUGCAGCACCUAAGUAAAAAUUCAAACAAAUGCCCGUUAUGUCCCGAAAUUUUCGAAUUGAGAUCUGAAGUUGAAGUCCAUUUAAUACAACACACCAAAAAAGACUCAUUUUUCUGUAGCGCAUGUCAGGCAACUUUUACUAGUGCUAUUAACCUUGAUGAACAUAACAAAAUACAUCAUAGUUCAUGA
Messenger RNA from Uloborus diversus, 912 nucleotides. Its product is annotated as zinc finger protein 79-like. Bases 1 to 912 code for a protein of 303 amino acids. The record is from RefSeq and is a predicted model, not a curated record. Gene Ontology annotation, biological process: regulation of transcription by RNA polymerase II. Lineage: Eukaryota; Metazoa; Arthropoda; Arachnida; Araneae; Uloboridae. The transcript has 3 exons. Gene Ontology annotation, cellular component: nucleus. Gene Ontology annotation, molecular function: DNA-binding transcription factor activity, RNA polymerase II-specific; sequence-specific DNA binding.